AUGACGGGUGUUGCUGUGUGUUUGCAAUUCUCUCCAGAGGUGUCCAUCCUUUGGGCUGCUCAUCAGGUCCACCACAGUUCAGAGUACUACAACCUCACCACCGCCCUGAGACAGUCCCUCACUCAGCAGUUCACCUCAUGGGUUUUCUACCUUCCGUUGGCUCUGGCUUUACCUCCCUCCAUUUUUGCUGUGCACUUACAGUUGAAUCUACUCUACCAAUUCUGGAUUCACACCGAGCUGAUCAGAGACCUCGGACCUCUGGAGUGGGUUUUCAACACCCCCAAACAUCACAGAGUUCAUCAUGGGAGGAACGUGUACUGCAUCGAUAAGAACUACGGGGGCAUCCUGAUCAUUUGGGACAGACUGUUUGGCACCUUUGCUCUGGAGACGGACAAAGUGAUAUAUGGUCUGGUGUUUCCUAUCAAGUCAUUUGAAAUCCUUCACGUUCAGUUUCAUUACUAUAAAUAUCUGUGGAGGAAGUCCAACAUUUACAAAACUAUCACCAACAAAUUAUCAGCUUUCCUCAAAGGCCCGAGCUGGAAGCCCGGUAAACCACGGCUGGGCGACCACCUCAACAAUCCCAAGGUUACUGGAAAGGAAGUGCCUUACGAUCCCAGCUGCUCGCUGCCUUUACAAAGUUAUGUGGUGAUACAUUUCCUGCUGGUGCUGUGGACUUACCACGAGUUGUUUGAAAACAAAAUGGUGCUGUCUCAGUUCACCAUUCUGGGGAUGAUCGGCUACGUUCUGCUCACUCUCACCUCGCUGGGCUUCCUCAUUGACCAAAGGCCAACAGCGGCUUUCUUGGAGGCCCUUCGCUGUGCGGUCAUGGUAACAUUGCAGUGCUACAAGUGCGUGACAGCCCCCAUUCCUUCUCUCGCUGUUCCCACUGAGGUAAGAUGUGUUGUAAUGUUUCACUGA
Molecule: messenger RNA, 918 nt
Organism: Menidia menidia (Atlantic silverside)
Lineage: Eukaryota; Metazoa; Chordata; Actinopteri; Atheriniformes; Atherinopsidae
Source: the annotation of a GenBank genome assembly